Molecule: messenger RNA, 1953 nt
Organism: Lathyrus sativus (Indian pea)
Lineage: Eukaryota; Viridiplantae; Streptophyta; Magnoliopsida; Fabales; Fabaceae
Source: the annotation of a GenBank genome assembly
AUGGUUCAACUGUGUUUCGUUCUUGAUCUUCGAAGCUUGGCACCUCCAUUGCUAGGAGACCUAAAGCAGUCACUACUUCAACUCGUUAAUUUCUACGCGAUUUCGAGUUCGAGUUCGUCUUCGCGCAAAUCUGCUACUCUCAGUGAUAGAAUCGGUUUGUGCUAUGUCGUCAAGAAUCGACUCACUUCUUCUGACGAGUUGAUGAUUGCUUACCGUCCAGUGGGAGAUUUCAACCUGCGCGAUUUUCACCAGGCUGUUAACAGUUUGCCAUCAGAUGCCUAUGUGUUUGAUAUGGAUAACGUAUCUGAUGUAAUGAUUUCAGAUGUUUUGAGCGAACGAGUAUUGUAUUCUUGGCAAGGUAAAGAUAUUGAGAGAAAAGUGAUAGUCAUAACUUCAAUCUUGCCUGAAGAUGUGGAUUCUGUAAUGCAGAAGAGCCUCAUGGAUGCUGCAGAUAAAUGUGUUUCAGUUGAUUUUGCUGUAUUUCAGCCGAAGUCAAGUCAUCUGAUUGAUUCGCGUGAAAACAUUAACAAUUUCCGUCGUUGCAUUUCUCAUCUUGAUAAUUGCUCAGUUCAGACCUACAUCACAGAUUUCAGAUCAUUCAACGGCAUGGUUAAAAGAUGGCUGCAGUAUUUGAAAGAUGACAUGGACAAGCCCCUGCAAGCACGUCUCAUUUUCAAGGAUAAACUUUUAGAUUCUGUGAACCAUAUAUUCUGCAACCUGCUUCCACCGGUGAAUCCAAUAGCUAACGGCUUCAGUCAAUGUCAGACAUGCAGAUGCCAUGGCAUUCCUUUAGGAAAUGCUGAAAAAAAACUCAAUAUGUUUUCCUGUCCAGUCACUGGCUCCAAUCUGGAAACAAGUGAUGUUAAUGAAAAUUCUGUUCGAGUUGGGGAACAAACAAUUUUGUUUCUUCCCUCAUUCCAUAAUUCACUGAAGCUCCUGCCAGUUUAUUCACCAAUCAAUGUAACUGUUACUGAGAGGGUAAACUUGGCUUCUCUUGAUGAAGGUCUAAUAUUGGGGGCUUCAUUUGUCGUGACUGCAUCGUCUUAUCACGUGAUCGAAACCAAUUCCGAUGACGCUGAUCAGUCAGACAUGAAUGCUCAACUUUUUCAAGGCCUUUCUAGUGUUCUACAUUCAAUGGACCAGGGUUUGAUAUGCUCUUCAAAUUGUGAUUUAGAAACAAUGACAGAGGCUCCUUAUCAUUGUUAUUACAUUCUGCAGCCGUCAGAUAAAGGACCAAUGCAUAUGAGACGCCUUGCAGGGGCAGAAGAAGUCAAACAAGCUCCUGACAACCAAUUAAUUGAUCCAUUGGUCAAUAAAGAUGUAGAGAACUCUGUUCAAGCCUGUUUGCUUAAGAUUGAUGUAACAGAUUAUGAUCCGCUGUUGCAUGAAAGAGGCUUUCAUCAAAAACUAAAUGUGCUUGUCAAAGAAAGCCUACAAUUGGGGUCAGUAUUUCCCAAAACGGAUGGUGCGUUUUCUGAACUAAGCUCAAGUCAACAACCUUCAUCUGAGGUGAUCGGGAGAGCAAAAUCAGCAAAUAAUGUCGUUGUUGUGGAUGAGGAAAUUUUGUCUAUGGAUAUUACGGAUCAAGAUGACAGAACCAUGGCCUGUAUUACAGAAGAAUGGAAGCAAUUGGUUGUAAAUGAAGAGCCUAAGCUGUACUCUCCAUCUUGCAUGCCCAAAGCCAAGUUGGAUCAAUCAAGUAUAGCACCGCAAAAUGGUAAUAGACAGCUAGACAAGGAAACUUCAAGGAUUUUGGAGAGAUUGGAGGUUCCAAGGCCAUUGAAAGGAAAGAAGGCCUCUCCUGUUUCAAAUGAAAGUUGUGUGAAACAUAAAACUGUGUCUACAAAGAAGCCUCUAAUACCAUUCCAGCCAACUCAAAAUACAGAACAAGUCAUAAUCAGCAGCCAGCUAUUGAAACCAAAUUUCCAGAGGCAGAAAAGAAAGCAAAGAUGA